Falco peregrinus (peregrine falcon) is the source of this 4332-nucleotide messenger RNA. RefSeq names its product methyltransferase 6, methylcytidine (gene METTL6). The coding region runs from base 1540 to 2343 and encodes 267 amino acids. NCBI's taxonomy places the organism in Eukaryota, Metazoa, Chordata, Aves, Falconiformes, Falconidae. The transcript is spliced from 6 exons. The record is from RefSeq and is a predicted model, not a curated record.
GCUGUUUGCGGUCUUAGAGCUGUGUUUUAACACCUUUAAAAGGCUCUUUAGCCUAAACAUAGGGUGUUAAAACUGUUUUUGCCAUCGUCCUAACUUCUCAGCACAGCCUUUUCUGAGCGUAGAUGUGUCAGGGAAAGAAUUAGUUUGUUCGCUUUUUGUUGUUGGGUUGGGUUUUUUUCCUAGCUUGUCCUGUGAGGAAAUAUAAACGUUGAUCUUUUUGUAGCAUGCUAGGCAUAUAGUAGAAAUUCUGAUGAUUAAGCUUUUUUUGAGGAUAUACUCUUCUUGAGGAGACUUUCAAGAGAACCUCUUCUGUAUAACCUUUUUGAAGGAAAAAGGCAGUGUCAGUCUCCUGUGAAGCUGGGAAAAAUCUUGAUAGUUAUUUCAUUUGCACGUGUUUGUAUUUUAUGUGUGUGUGUAUCAUGUAAGAUAAAAUACGUAAGUGAAGUGCUACUAAUUCUUUUGUUUUGGUUUUUUUGGGUGGUUUUUUUUUUUUUGUUGGGGGGAUGUGUGUUUUGUUUUUGGGGGGGUAGUUUUUUUGUUUUUGUUUUUUUUUUCUUCUUCUUUAGGGUGUGUAUUGUUGGGUUUUCCUGAUUUCCAUUGUGGUAAAACGACCCCAGUGCCUGGUUUUGGGCACUGAUAUACACGAGUGGCAUGUUUUGGCUACCUGGGCUUCCCUGGGAGUUACUGGGCCCUGCAGGAUUUAAUUUGCAUGUGUCAUCAUCCAGCAUCUGGAUGUUCAUGGCAAGACAGGGGUCAGAACUAGUUUAACAACAGAAAAAAGAUUUAGGUCCCUUCCCAGCCUAUGCAGAACUCUUUACAUUGCUCCAUUUUUGUUAACUUCUGAAAAUAAACCCACCUGAGAUUGUUAAAACCAGUGUGGAUUCUCAGGAGGAGGCAGCGGAAGGCAUGCUGACAUAGGCCAGCUAUGGGCAUUUUGGUCACAGUACUGGUUUUACUCACUCGUUUGAGUGACAUGGUGUUCUAAAUGUAAUAUUUUCACCAGUGUUUUCUCACAGAGGUGAGAGCAGGAAAAAGAAAUGCUAACAUGAAUAUUGUUUGUUUUAUCAGCUUUAAUGGGACUUUUAAAUGUCACCUGUUUCUAAAUUAUGAUUUUUCUGAGGUGUUCUAACCGUGGUUAACAAGAAACAAAACCCUUGUUUGCCUGUUAAAGUCAGUUUUAGUAAAAUAAGCUUAGAGCUGCACCGUCUUUCUCUUUUUAGGUAGCUCUCUAGGAUGCAGAGGGAAAACCAGCAGACUCUGUUAAGUGUCAUCUUUAACUUUUGAUGUCAGUGUGAUGAUGUAUGCAGUUGUCAGUUUGGAGGAUUUCUGAAAUUAAGAGAUAUCCAGUGGUAUUGCAGUCCAUCAGGUAGGACAGAACACUGUCAAAUCAUAAUAAGUGCACACUGUAACUCUUCCUCAUUUUUUCUUCUGGUUUUUGGUCCUUGGUUAUUUUAUGUAAGUUAAGUGAUGGAAACAUGCACUAAAGAAAAGAAAAAAAUCACCCUUGGGCCUUCGGCAUUCAUAUUUGUGUGAAAGAGGAUGUUCCAAGAAAAGACAUCAGCCAAUCACUUAAAUGUAGUAACAACAUCUACUGAAGAUGGUGCUUUCCAAAAAAAAGGCCAUAGUGCAAGAAUCCUUAGCCCAGAAGAAGCUGAGAGACUAGAAAAUGAUCGGGUUUUGGUGUCUGAGUUCAAGCAACUAAAACUGGAGAAAGAAGCACAGAAGAACUGGGAUCUAUUUUACAAAAGAAACAGUACCAACUUCUUCAAAGACAGACAUUGGACAACCAGAGAGUUUCAAGAGUUAAAAGCGUUUCGGGAGAAAAAUGCCUUAUACAGUACUGAAAGAUGUAAAGUGUUCCAGUGUGAUCUUACCAAAGAUGAUCUUCUAGAAAAUAUACCAGCAGAUUCUGUGGAUGUUGUCACACUUAUAUUUGUGCUUUCUGCCAUUCAUCCUGAAAAAAUGCAUCUUGUCUUGAAGAACAUUUACAAGGUAUUAAAACCAGGCAAGUGUGUCUUGUUCAGAGACUAUGGACUGUAUGAUCAUGCAAUGCUCAGGUUUAAAUCUGGCAGCAAACUUGGAGAAAAUUUUUAUGUUAGACAAGAUGGGACAAGAUCGUAUUUUUUUACUGAAGAAUUUUUGUCUCAGCUUUUCAAGUCUGAGGGAUAUGAGCAAGUGGUCAAUGAAUAUGUGCAGCGAGAAACUGUGAAUAGGAAAGAAGACUUGCGUGUUCCAAGGGUUUUUCUUCAAAGCAAAUUUCAAAAGCCUUUCACCUCACAGGGGAGAGGGAAGAAUCUUGGAGUGAAAAAUGGAGAUGAAGAGGCAACCACAAAUCAUCCUUGAAAAGGGAAACUGUGUAAAAGGGCAACGCUGGAAGAUACUUUCACAGAUUGGAAAUGGACAUGUUAGAAGGUUUCUGCCAAAGGCAAUGGGAAAGCUUCGACUGACUUCCUUGAGAGUUGUUGCAACUUUAAGAUGGCAAAGGGGAUCUCACUUUAGGAUGGGAGAUCUAAUGCAUCGCUCCCCUUGCUGACCUUUGAUGCUGGGGAAGAAGGAUCCACUGAUACAGUCAGACUUCAUCAUAAAAACUGAUGAAGUGGGUACUAAAAAUCCAUGAGAUAGAGCAGGGUGGGGGGUGUGGUGGUAUUGGGCAGGGAGGAGAAAGAGAUGUAAAAGUGCCUUGAUAAGGGAUAAUAAAUAUUUUUGUUUAAAACAGUAGCAUUUCAGUUAGUUGCAUGGUGCCAGGAGCAGGCACUGUAAUAAAAAUGGUAAUGUGUUACAAGAAGUGGCAGUGCUGUUCUUUGCCUGAUCUCUCCUGUCUUUUCAGUCUGUUCCUGGUCAAAACACAGCGCAUCCAACCCUUGUGGAGUCUGUAAGGAGGUUGGAGAGCUGGUGAUGCCUGUGUUUGGCACCCUGCUGAUUUAUAGCAUAAAUCCUUUUAUAUUUGAUAGUUUUAGUGCAACCUUGUCUUCCACUACUCUUUGAAGCCUGGGUACAGAGGAAACACGGGUUUUAAAAAAGAAACUGACCUGACAAAGGAAGGAAAGUCUGUUGGUUUUGGUUAGCAAAGUGUGAGACUGACAUGAUAUAUGUUUCUUGAGUAAGGGUAAUAUUAGGUAUUGUUUGCAAUGCAGUGAAAAAGGAAUAGCUUCUCUUAACAUUAGCUGUACUGUAAAAUAACUUUCUACCCUCUAGACUGUCUACUUUGUCAAGCUCUUAUUUGGUCUUGUUGGAGGCUUAGUCUCAUGUUUUAUGCAUAAAUAUGAAUCUGUUACCAUGAAAUUACUUAUUGGUGCAAAAGUUGAAUAAUUUUUUUCCUCUGCCCUGCUGCAUAGGUACAGUUUGACUAAAAAGGGUAAAGGAAGGGUGUUUGUGAUUUUGUUCACAAGAUGGCACUAGCUGCUAACCAGUAUUACCUUCCUUUUAACCCUAGCACUGAAUUAUCUAAAUCUUUAACCCAGUGGUAGGAAGAACUGGUAAUGAUUAACUAUAGACAAGACAGCUAGAGUUUUUUCUCCUAUGCAGUUAAGUCAUCUUCAUCUACUUAAAUAGCCCUUAGAUCUUGAAGAAAGAAAACAGUUUUGAAAGAAGAAAAUACAGUUGCAUCUGAGAGAUACUUGUUAUUUAGAGGGAAUGUUCUCAGCACUAUUUGAGGGAGAGUAGGUGAAAUACUGUUACUGUUAAUGGUAGCUGGGAUCCUAAGUGCCUCUAUUCAUGAGGCAAUAAUUUGUUGCACUGACAACUUGCAGUUUGUUUCUGUUUAAUCUGAGUCCCGCUAAACUGUUACUUUAGAAACUGCAGUGACUUAAGGUACAGGUUUCAUAAUGCAGUGCCCUAAUGCAGUAUUUUUAACUCCUCAAAAUUAUUAGACAAAUAUCUGUUUAUAUGAACUGCUCCCAUUUUCUUCCUACUUCUUUUGUUUUGUAGAUUAGCUGCUUUCCAGUUGAGCAGCCACUCAAGCGGAGCUGCAUAAGGUACACAUGACCAGAGAGGCUGUAUCUGUCAUUAAUUACUGUGUGAAGUUGGCUGUAAUUUAGUUUGCCAUUUUACAGUUUCUCCUACUUUAAUAAUCCCCAUUUUGUCUCCAGCAAGCCAUCUUCAUUUCAAGGGAAAGAGGAAGAAUAGAAUAAAAAUACAUUUACAUCUUGGUGGGUAUAUAUCUCACUUUAAACAUUGUGUUUCUAGUAUAAUCCACUAAUAAGCUACAUGUAAAAUUGCCUCAACUGCAUUUUAUGCAAUAGUAAUUCUUUUGGAUAUUAAAUAUUUGAAUUAGUGUAAAUGCUGAUUAUCUGCCCAUGCAGAAACAGAUUUGUAAAAGUGCAGGUCUUCUCC